CCGAAAUGUAUCUGCCCUUACCAUUACAUCUGAGGCAGAGAUGAUCACAUCAAUAAUGUGAUCAACCCAAGCCUGAACACUGUCGUCUUGUUAAUUAUAACCAAUGUAUAAAAUAGACUGAAUGGGAAAUGGCCCUUUUCUCUGUUAAGUAGGCAUAUAUUCUCUGGAUAUAAAAAGACUCAAUCAAUAGAACUCCUGGGCAGAUGGAAAUGCUGUCUAAUAACACAUUAUGUGCACUGAAACAUAUCCCGAUAGAAAUGGUGGAACAAGUGGAUGGUCAGUUGUAAGAGGGCCUCUAAUGUUUGCCUCAUUGUGGCACAUAAACUUAUUACUUAUCUAGUAAGAUCCAUGUGCUGCAACAGCAAUUGUUACCCUGGUGGCCACUGAAACAAACGAGGAAAAACACCAUCACUGUCUAACGUCGCCGCGAUAGCCCUCGCCCUCUCACCAAUAGUUGUUCUUCCUGUGGAGGUGACAGCUCUGUAGCACAGGGGCAUCAUUAUGCUCAAAAAAUAUCGAAUGUGUUAAGUUUAGCCUGAUCCACGGGAUACAGGUUCUCAUCAAAAGUUCUGAGGGCAUUCAAAUUCAAGUCAUCAAAUAUAGUACUGAGUUUAUUUAUUCGUGCUUCUGUUUGCAUCUUUGGAAGCUGCAAAGAAAAGAUGGAGGUGUGAUCUCAGUCUCACACAGACCUAGGAAAACAAAGUGAUUCACGUGGAGCUCAAAAUGUCUGGAGAUGGUCCAUAUAACUGAGGUGGAACAAGUACCUGAAGACAGGCUGCAAUUGAAUUUUUUUGACUCAAUAGCCAAACACCUCUUUGGCACUGAGCUCGCCUUGAGUUUUUUUUAAUCUUUUUGUCGCUAUUUGUAUCGCCCAUUGCAAUCCAUGCGCUUAAACUGUGAUACCUUCUCUCCGAGCUACAGAAGGUUCUGCUUCUGCGUUAAAGAAACGCGCCACACAAUAAAAACUGAGCAUCUAAUUUGUUUCAUUCACUUACAAAUAGAAUCUGCUUAAGUAGUGAACGAGAACGAUCAAGAAUAUACCACUGCAUCCACAAUUUGCGUGUUAAUAUGGUACGAUAUUGUAAGCAAACUCACGUUGAGUACUAAACGGUUGACAUUCACGAGUGCUGAUAAAAACAGUUACUCACUGAAUGGCUGAAGACUGAUGCUUUCUACACAAAGAAUAUUUUUCUGUCCUUAACGAGGCCAUUUUAAACACUCGAGGCAGUAUUACACUAUAAUUCCUACCCCUUUUUCCUUCACAGGUGACUAACAUUUGAAAAGUUUGACACUUACCGAUGUGUGAGAUAACCGGAAGAUUUAUGUGUAAGUGUAAUAAGCUAAAUGCCCAACCUUAUUAGACAACAUUACAAAUCAGAUAUGCCUGUACAGAGGAACGAUAAAAAGAAGUACGACAAUAUACUGGAUAAUAAUUUCAACAAAUGUUUAACACAGUGCAGUUACUCUGUUGUGACAUAAAUAAUGCUUCGCAAAACUUUUACAAGACACUUUCUUUCCCUGUCAUCUUUAAGUAAAUCAAUGGAACUGGUUUCUUCUGUCUUCUGUUUGUUUCUCUUUCAAACUGGCGAUGUUCAAAUGUCAAUCGCCACUUGUAUCAAUUCAUAUGUUGGCAACAUCCAGCUUACGUCAAUUAUUUUGUUUUAUUUUGUUUCCUGGAGCAACGUGGAUAGCUGGAUACAAUGUUGUUGUCAGAACUGAGAGUAACAAGUGUUUACAAUGAGCUCCAGAAAUAAAGGUUCUAGGGUAGAAAGGGAGACAUCAUCAUCAUGUGUGUUUUUUACAUUUGUGUUGUGUAUAGCAGUACUGUGGAGUUUACGCCGCUGGUGGAACAACACGCCUCAUUUCCAUUCUACUGCUGUCAGUCGAAGGAGAAAAUUUACCCGGGAUCCAGCAGAUGGAAGGCGCCCACCACCUCUUCCCGUUGCAAUAAGGGAUCGAUUGCAGAAGGGAGGAAAAUCGGAUUAUUUCCUUGUGAUGCCAGGUAGCAGGCGAAAUGUAACAAGACCGUCUUCUGGGCGACCGCCAGCUCUGCCGUUAGGCCUUCCGUCCUGCGAUGACGUGCAGAAAUCUAGGGAUGUUGAUUCUGAUAGCGAAUCAGGGAAAAAGGAGACAAAAGUGCGGUCACAUCAUAAUUUGUACAGGGGAGCAAUUGGAAGCAUACGACUCUAUCUCAUUGAGCAACCACUUCACUUCUGCAUGGAUGGACUUUCAUUCAGAGCAAGACAGAAUGGAUCUCCAGGACAAUAUGGAGAAAAUACUUCAUCGAGGUUAAUAGUUCCAAAACACAUUCCAGUUCCAAGCAUACCUCAAGAUGGAAGUAUGAUAUUUGAAAUGCUGAUGUUUAUUUUCACGGUGGCCUCAUCAUUUUUACAGUUCCUCCACUUGUAUCGAACAGUUUGGUGGCUGCCACAAUCACAUACGAAGUAUACUAUGAACUUCUAUCUUAUUGAUCCAUACCUGGUAGGAUUUAUUGUUACCAUUUUGGGUCGACGCCUUGUAUAUUGUGCCUUAACUCAUUUUGUGAUAACUUGGUGCCCAGCACAGCUGUGGCCCUUAGUGCAACAGCUUCUCAGGUUAAUUCUGUUAUGCCUGGUGAUGUCUUCCCUGGUUUGGUCUGCAUACCACAUUUUGCAAAAUCAUCCAAUAGUAAAUAUUUUCUAUUUAUGCUAUCCGAUUUCUGUUUAUUUUAUCCUGUUUGGGCUCAGCAUAAGCCCAUUUUUUGACGUUACCUCAUUAUCCGCGGUAUCAAAAGAGGAAUGCAAAGGACGUCCAAUUGUAGGGAAGCCAAUGCAUAGUUGUUCAAUGUCACCAUACAUAAUAAGGGAUGAAAUAGAAGCACUGAAGACUGAUUUUAAUAAUAGAAUGAAACAAGUGCUGUUUAGCUCUGUACUUAAUGCCUAUUAUGCAGGAUUUGUGCCUUGUUGCUUUGCCCAGAGUUUCCUUUAUUACGAUGUCUACUGGGCAACACAGCAUCUAGCAUUUGUUUGGCUUGGGUGCUUUAUGAUGUAUAUUGUACACUGCUAUCCAGUGAGAUACUGUGAUAUUCUGCAUCGUGCAGCCUUGCACCUGGGAUGCUGGUCGAGGAUUGAAGGGAGAUCUACUCAUGUACCAACACACGUGUGGGCCGAGUCAACAGUGUGGCAUCAUGGGGCAUUGGUGAAACACUGCAAAGAAAUCUACAGAGCUGAUGGAAUAUCAAAUGCAGCAGAACCAGGAAACCAGACACAUGCAAGGUUCUAUGCCAUAUUCAACAACCCAUCUGUUCUUCUAUGCAUCCUGUUGGGACUUCAGCUACUCCUUAUUGCAAUACAACUUAUGGUGUUAAUUAGGUGUUCAGAAUGGUACCAAGUUAUGUCACUUGCACUUUUGUUAUUUGCAAAUUACUAUUCUCUUUUUAAACUGGCAAGAGACUAUUUUGUAUGUUGGAAAGUUUACAAGGCUGAACAAAUGAUACAAGAUAAAUUAGGAAGUUGACGUUUGUCAACAGAACCAUCUCAUAAUGAUCUCAUGCUUCCUUUAGAAAAUUGUAUUUCUAUCACCUUUUACAUUGUGAGGUGUUUAACAACAGACAACACUAUUUUUAUAAAAAAUAUAUUAUUCCUAUGGAAUAAGAAAAUUAUACUGAUGUGUUAUGUAAACACAGCCUUUUAAUACAAACAUGUAAUGUAAAACUACAAGCAAUAACUUAGCACUGCCUGAAAUGAACGCCUCCAUGUUAAUCCUUUGGAUAGAUAGCUUUUAAGUUUGGCCCUGGUAUGUACUGUGCUCCAUCAAAAUACUCAAAUUUACUGUCAACAUCUGCAUUCUGUAUCUGCAAGAGAGAGAGAUUUUGCAGUAUUAGUCAAGAAAGUGGAAAACUUAAAAUACUUAAUCUAACAUUCUCUAUGUACAAUUCAGCAAAGUGCACAGGUUCAGUUCAACACAGACCAUACAACUUUGGAUUGCAUGGUCUGUCUUACCAAGACAUACACCAAGUUUCAAUUUUACCUCUAACAUUUUAACAUCACAGUAUUUGUAAUAUACUGCUAUAGCAUGUGUUGGUAAAUUUACUGACACUGUAAAUAUUGUUACAUAGAAAUAAAACACUAUUUGUGGAUUUUUAAGAAAUCUCACUCAUGUUACAAAUUUCAGUAUUCUAAAGAAUUUAUUGCCAAUCACCUGCUGCCAUGCAUCAGUAUUAUUUAUGAAAAUGAUUCUAUGGAUAAGAGUCAUACUUACCCAAUUCAACAAAACACGUUAUUCUGGACACCUGAAAUUGUCACUGACAGUCAGUCACUGCAAAAUGCACUCUUUCAUAGACUUUCACCCUACAAUCCUUACACAUGACAAAGCCAUAAUUGUCUGCAAGCUCUGCACUAUUUGUAUUUUAAGAUUUUUCUCUCCAUUUCUUUACACUCACAAACUACAAUAUCAUUUACUUCAAGCAAGCUAAUAGUAGCAUCUUAUAACUUGUCAUGCAUUCAUUGCAUUGUCUUAAAUUAAUUCAUUUGCUACAGAUGCAUUCCAUGGAUUGAAGUACUUUCUGUGAUAUAUUAUUAAUGUUGAAAUAUUAAUUGAGCAAUACAUGUGAAGUAAGCAUGAUUUUAUCUGGUCAUUACAAAGAUUACUCUGCUUAAAAAUAUGUGAAUGAGUCAAGAAAAAAUAAUCACAUUUACAAAAUUAAGUGUAAAUGAGGUGAAAGGUCAAAAGGUAAUACAGAAGAACAUGGAAAUAAUGUAUGAAGGCGUACUGAAAAGUAAUGCCUCCAAUUUUUUUUAUGGGAGAACUCUUAAAGCUUUAUAAAUAAAACACAGUAUUAACAUUCUA
This is a messenger RNA of Schistocerca gregaria, 4827 nucleotides long. Its product is annotated as transmembrane protein 39A. Bases 1738 to 3495 code for a protein of 585 amino acids. Gene Ontology annotation, cellular component: membrane. NCBI's taxonomy places the organism in Eukaryota, Metazoa, Arthropoda, Insecta, Orthoptera, Acrididae. The transcript is spliced from 13 exons. The record is from RefSeq and is a predicted model, not a curated record.